CGAGCGCACCUUCACUUGUUCUCGCUUUCCCUUACGAACAAGUGGACUGUUUAUACACGAACGGACCAGACUCUCCGGCAAAAUGGUGAAUAUCGGAAUCAAUGGAUUUGGCCGUAUUGGGCGUCUGGUGACUCGUGCUGCUGCCAAGAGUGGAAAAGUCAAUGUUGUUGCCAUCAACGACCCCUUCAUUGACCUGGACUACAUGGUUUAUAUGUUCAAGUAUGACUCCACCCAUGGUGUUUGGAAGGACAGCGAAGUGAAGCAGGAGGGUGGAAAGCUGAUUAUUGGCAACCUGCGCAUCACAGUUUUCCAUGAGCGGGACCCUUCCCUUAUCAAGUGGGGUGAAGCUGGAGCGGACUAUGUGGUCGAGUCCACUGGUGUGUUCACCACCAUUGAGAAGGCCUCUGCUCACCUGAAAGGAGGUGCCAAGCGGGUUAUCAUCUCUGCCCCCAGUGCAGAUGCCCCCAUGUUUGUGAUGGGUGUCAACCACGAGAAGUAUGAGAACUCCCUGAAGGUCGUCAGCAACGCCUCCUGCACCACAAACUGCCUGGCUCCCAUCGCCAAGGUUAUCAACGACAACUUCGGCAUCGUCGAGGGUCUCAUGAGCACAGUUCAUUCUGUCACAGCCACACAGAAGACUGUUGACGGGCCCUCUGGUAAGCUGUGGCGAGAUGGACGUGGUGCCGGCCAGAACAUCAUCCCCGCCUCUACCGGUGCAGCCAAAGCAGUCGGCAAGGUUAUCCCUGAGCUGAACGGCAAGCUGACCGGGAUGGCUUUCCGUGUCCCCACCCCCAACGUGUCUGUCGUUGACCUGACAGUCCGUCUUCAGAAGGCCGCCCCUUAUGACCAGAUUAAGAAGGUCAUCAAGGCUGCUGCUGAAGGACCCAUGAAGGGCAUUCUGGGAUACACAGAGGAUCAGGUGGUGUCCACUGACUUCAAUGGCGACUGCCGCUCUUCAAUCUUCGAUGCCGGUGCAGGCAUUGCUCUUAACGACCAUUUUGUCAAGUUGGUCUCCUGGUAUGACAAUGAGUUUGGCUACAGCAACCGUGUGGUUGACCUGUGUAUGCACAUGUCCUCCAAGGAGUGAAGUCAUCGCACCUGAACUGCCUUUCCCAUUCCCUGUUGAACGAAUGUCCCACCAGUCUGCUGCCUGAACCUGUAGUAAACUCGAUGGCAACAUGUUUAUAAGUCACACCUCUGUUCAGUGCGGACUUGGUAGGAUAUUUCCCUGCAGAAUAUUUCUGUUUAAUGCACUGACAUGCAAUAAAAAAAUCCUGAACUCA
Esox lucius (northern pike) is the source of this 1283-nucleotide messenger RNA. Its product is annotated as glyceraldehyde-3-phosphate dehydrogenase. The transcript has 12 exons. Bases 83 to 1087 code for a protein of 334 amino acids. The record is from RefSeq and is a predicted model, not a curated record. Lineage: Eukaryota; Metazoa; Chordata; Actinopteri; Esociformes; Esocidae. Gene Ontology annotation, biological process: glucose metabolic process. Gene Ontology annotation, molecular function: NAD binding; oxidoreductase activity, acting on the aldehyde or oxo group of donors, NAD or NADP as acceptor; NADP binding.